Sipha flava (yellow sugarcane aphid) is the source of this 1052-nucleotide messenger RNA. It is a transcript of the gene MED19, whose product is annotated as mediator of RNA polymerase II transcription subunit 19. The transcript has 4 exons. Gene Ontology annotation, cellular component: mediator complex. Gene Ontology annotation, biological process: positive regulation of transcription by RNA polymerase II. Lineage: Eukaryota; Metazoa; Arthropoda; Insecta; Hemiptera; Aphididae. Gene Ontology annotation, molecular function: transcription factor binding; transcription coregulator activity. The record is from RefSeq and is a predicted model, not a curated record. The coding region runs from base 133 to 834 and encodes 233 amino acids.
UAUAACGCGAUAUUGAUAACGUUUAAAAUAUUAUUUCACCAAGAACGUCACACAAAUUUUGAGUAAUUUCAUCGCCGCUCGUUUUUUAUGUAUAUUUGGUUCUUAUUUAAGUGACGCACUCACUUCGUCUACAUGUCUGGUUUCCCGUCGUCGUAUUCACCAAAAUCAUCACCUCGUGGAGCUAGGUCUCCUGUCGUAUCAAGACAAGAUUCCACUGGCACACUCAAAACGACCAUCUCUCUGGGCAAGAAUCCAUCAAUUGUGCACAGUGGACCAUUUUAUCUUAUGAAAGAACCACCAUGUGAAAGUGAACUAACGGGGUCUGUAAAUCUUAUGGCAUAUUAUGGUCUAGAACAUACAUAUAGUAAAUUUAGUGGGAAAAGGCUCAAGGAGAGUUUAUCAUCAUUUUUACCCAAUCUACCUGGAAUUAUUGACACACCUGGACAUAAUGAUCAAAGUUCAUUACGUUCUGUCAUUGAAAAACCACCAAUUGGUGGAAAAGAAAUUUUACCACUAACCACCCAUCAAUUAGCUGGAUUUCGAUUACAUCCAGGGCCAUUACCAGAACAAUAUCGCUAUGCAAAUCAACCACCUACUAAGAAACAUAAAAACAAACAUAAAAAAAGCAAGUACAAAAGUGGAGAAGCUCUAUCACAAGACAUGGCAGCUAAUGAAUUAGGAUUAAGUGAUAUUCAUGAGAAAAAGCACAAGAAACAAAAACGUCAUGAUGAUGAUAAAGAAAGGAAAAAGCGAAAAAAAGAGAAGAAGAAGAAGAAACAAAAACACAGUCCAGAACAUCCAGGAAAUAUUACGCCUGGACAACACUCGAACUGAUAUUAUAAUUAUUUUCUUAAAUUACAUUUUAUGGCUUUAAAUUUGUUUUCAUCGGUCAUAAAUGUUUAUAAAAUGUAAAUAGAAUAUUGUCAAAUUAUUAGGAAUUUUGAACAAAUUAUGUACGUAUAACACAAUCUUGUUGGUAACAUAAUUGUGGUGUAUAAUAUUAAUUUUCUAUUCUUUGGUUGGGAUAGGUGAAUUUUGUUUUAAAUAAAUAA